Sphenostylis stenocarpa is the source of this 258-nucleotide messenger RNA. The record is from the annotation of a GenBank genome assembly. Lineage: Eukaryota; Viridiplantae; Streptophyta; Magnoliopsida; Fabales; Fabaceae.
AUGUGUUGGAACUCGAAACUGAAAACACAAGCACCAUGCACUUCAAAGCAACUCCAAACUAGAGGCAACCAAGGAGUUAAGCUUGUAGAGGAUGCCAACAACAAUAAUCUUCAAGAAAAUUAUCCUUGGUUGUGGCUUGGUCAUGAGAGUGGCAGCCCCCAUUUGGUAAAUCUAGAGGACAGUGACAUGGGAAGUCAACAACUUGGACGAAGGAUAAUGAAAGAAUAUGGAGCCACCAAGCAGAAUGUUUACUCUUGA